GCGGGAGCGGCGUCCGCGCCUGCGCCCAGGAGCCGGCGCGGGGAGCGCAGGGGCUGGUGCCAAAAUGGCGGAGCGCGGCUACAGCUUCUCCCUCACCACCUUCAGUCCUUCUGGAAAGCUUGUUCAGAUUGAAUAUGCUUUGGCUGCAGUAGCUGCAGGAGCUCCAUCAGUUGGGAUUAAAGCUGCAAAUGGAGUGGUGUUGGCAACUGAGAAGAAGCAGAAAUCCAUUCUUUAUGAUGAAAGGAGUGUCCACAAAGUAGAACCAAUUACCAAACAUAUAGGUUUAGUGUACAGUGGUAUGGGUCCAGAUUACAGAGUACUUGUGCACAGAGCUCGGAAGCUGGCCCAGCAGUAUUACUUGGUUUAUCAUGAGCCCAUUCCAACAGCUCAGCUAGUACAGAGAAUUGCCUCUGUGAUGCAGGAGUACACACAGUCUGGUGGUGUUCGUCCCUUUGGUGUAUCACUGCUAAUAUGUGGCUGGAAUGAAGGGCGGCCGUAUUUAUUUCAGUCGGAUCCGUCUGGAGCUUAUUUUGCCUGGAAAGCAACAGCAAUGGGAAAAAAUUACGUCAAUGGGAAAACAUUUCUUGAGAAAAGAUACAAUGAAGAUUUGGAGCUUGAAGAUGCCAUUCAUACAGCUAUCUUAACACUAAAGGAGAGCUUUGAAGGGCAAAUGACAGAAGACAACAUUGAAGUUGGCAUCUGUAAUGAAGCUGGUUUUAGGAGGCUCACUCCAACUGAGGUUAAGGACUACUUGGCUGCAAUAGCCUAGUAGAAACCGAGCUAGACUGUGGUUCACACAAAGGUCUUUUUAAUUUUGGCUACUUAAAUGUUUUUCUUUGCAGUUUUUGCAUACUUAUUUCUACAUGGUUUGUCUGAGAGAUUUUUUAAACAUCAUGGAUGCAAAUACAACGGUCCUUGAUAUUGUAAUACUUGGAAUCUUGUUAAAGAUAAUUCUUUCCCUUGAUACACAAAAUACUGUACAAAAUGUAAAGUUAUAGUGACAGCUUGAAAAAGGCUAAAGAAUAAAAUCAGAGGCCAUUGUUUUGGGGGAAGGUGUCUGUGUGUCUUUUCAAUCCUAGCCUGUUUAUCUACAUAAAACUUAGAUUUCAGUAUCCUUAUUGCUGAGGAAACAGUUUUUCAUAUACAGCCAUGGUGAACUUAUGUUCAGCCUUCUUUUAAAAAAUUUAAAUGUUGAGUGAUAGGGUAAUUUUUUCAUUUAGGAAUAUUGUUUAAAUGUUAAUUAACCUCCAGAAAUAUUUUUAUGGGAUGCACAAGAUCAUGUACUUUCACAAAGGAGCCAGAAAGUCUUCAAUUUCACGUGUGUACUGUGAUCUGAUUGAGCCACUCUGCUUUUGACCAUCCUGGUCUUUGUGUCCUAAGAAUUUGUUUUACUUGAGUUAUUUUCUUGGCCCUUGAAAUUGCACCUUUACAAUCUUGAAAUACUGUUAGGAAAAGUAGAAACAGUAACUUAACUCUUACUGAAAACUUAAUGCUUUAUCACUAUCAAUAAAAACAAUGGGAUUUACAAAACAGAA
Molecule: messenger RNA, 1535 nt
Organism: Camarhynchus parvulus
Lineage: Eukaryota; Metazoa; Chordata; Aves; Passeriformes; Thraupidae
Gene: PSMA2
Product: proteasome 20S subunit alpha 2
Exons: 8
Coding region: 65-769 (234 amino acids)
Biological process (GO): ubiquitin-dependent protein catabolic process
Cellular component (GO): proteasome core complex; proteasome core complex, alpha-subunit complex
Source: RefSeq, a predicted model, not a curated record